Lotus japonicus is the source of this 1087-nucleotide messenger RNA. Its product is annotated as transcription factor MYB30-like. NCBI's taxonomy places the organism in Eukaryota, Viridiplantae, Streptophyta, Magnoliopsida, Fabales, Fabaceae. The transcript is spliced from 3 exons. The record is from RefSeq and is a predicted model, not a curated record. The coding region runs from base 124 to 828 and encodes 234 amino acids.
CAACUUUCCGACUUUUGAGUUGAUAUAACUAGUAUAUAAACAAGAGAGCCUGAACUUCAAGCUUAUUUUGAAGCGUCCAAAACAACAUACAGCAUUAAUUCACUUUUGAAUUUGAAGCUCAAAAUGGGGAGAGCUCCAUGCUGUGAGAAAAUGGGGUUGAAGAAAGGGCCAUGGAGUCAAGAAGAAGAUCUAUUACUCAUCAAUUACAUCAACACCUAUGGCCAUGCCAAUUGGCGUGCUCUUCCCAAACAAGCUGGGUUGCUAAGGUGUGGAAAGAGUUGCAGACUUAGGUGGGCAAAUUACCUCAGACCAGACAUCAAACGGGGAAACUUUAGCAGAGAAGAAGAGGAUGAAAUCAUCAAUUUGCAUGAAUUGUUGGGAAACAGAUGGUCAGCUAUUGCAGCCAGACUACCAGGCCGAACAGACAAUGAAAUUAAAAACGUGUGGCACACCCACUUGAAGAAAAGGCUGCAGCCACAGACCAAACAAAAACAGACCAAUUUGGAUUUGGAUGCCUCCAAAUCCAACAAAGAUGCCAAAAAAGAACACCAAGAAGAUGAAGGGCCACGAUCUCCUCAGCAAUGUUCUUCUUCUAAUAGUGACAACAUGUCAUCCCUCACCAAUAGUAGCAGCAUUGCUCCUAGUACUAACCAUGAUGACAUGUCCAUAAAUGAUGUUCACAAUGUUAAUUUUGAUUCGCUGGAGAAUAGUCUUGCAUUGGAUGAGGAUUUCUGGUCGGAAGUUCUGUCAUCUGAUAAUUCCGGCGAGACAAGUGGUGUUGUUCCGGCUACAACAGGUGUUGAUUAUCAGUUGGCAUAUUGUGGAUGAAGAUGUACUUGGUUUUAUUCUUGGUGUUCUCAAUAGUCAGACAAAUCCAGGUUCAAUAAAUCAAACUUUUAUUCUCCUUAUCUCCAAGGUAAAAAGAGAGACAUAUAUGCAAGGCCGAUUUAGACCUAUUAGGUUAUGCAAUAUAAUGUGAUGUUUAGAUUGUUUACAAAGAUUAUACUAAUAGAAUUAAAUGUGUCCUAGCUGAUAUUAUUAGUGAAAAUCAAAGUGCAUGAGCUCCAAAUCAAUUUAUUACAGAAAA